Messenger RNA from Lasiodiplodia theobromae, 4716 nucleotides. RefSeq names its product Nf-x1 finger and helicase domain protein. Gene Ontology annotation, molecular function: metal ion binding; helicase activity. The record is from RefSeq and is a predicted model, not a curated record. The coding region runs from base 1 to 4716 and encodes 1571 amino acids. Gene Ontology annotation, biological process: regulatory ncRNA-mediated heterochromatin formation. The transcript has 5 exons. Lineage: Eukaryota; Fungi; Ascomycota; Dothideomycetes; Botryosphaeriales; Botryosphaeriaceae. Gene Ontology annotation, cellular component: nuclear RNA-directed RNA polymerase complex.
AUGUCCAAAAAGAAACAACCAUGCCGUUUGUUCCACCGGCCCGGAGGCUGUCGUUAUGGAGCCUCCUGCAGAUUCUCCCAUGCAACUCCUCUGGCCUCCUCGACCGAGACUCCUCGCCGCCCAACUCAAGACAAGAAUCGCGGCCUAUCCAACACUGAGGUUGAGUUCCGUAACUGGAGGUUCAUGAUUCCGAUGGACGGUAACCGACUCGCACCUCUGGGUCCCCAACUUUCAACAUUCCUCCGAAAGGGCGCUGAACUGGUAGCCUCUGAUCCAGGAAUUCGCCAGGAUGUAAUCUCUCGACUGGCGUCUACUGGCGGUUUGGCGCGCGUUCGGGAGCUAGCGGAGCAAGACUUUUCAUCGCUCGGUGACAGUAUGAAGCUUCGCAAGUUCCUCAGCCACCAUGUCCCGUUCUUCCAGAUCAUCACCCAUCCUGAUGUACUUUGCUCUAUCCUCUUGGAGCAACCGCUCGGUGACCUGUUCACCUUCCUCUACGGCAUCAAUGGCCAAAGAGCUGUUGCGGUCUUCUCCUUCAUUGCUCAAGUUCUCCCGGACACCAUCGCCACCACAUUGCCCGCUACAUCUCCCUCAAGGGAAGAGAUUUUCCAGCUCACCUUCUUUGCCCUGGCCAAAGUCAUCGACAUUAAUGGCAGUGCUCAGAUUAACCCCGACAUUGUCAACCUUACCGGAGUCUUCUCAGUCUUGCUCACACAAAUCCAGCAGCGACUGGGAAUUGGAGACGCAAUACCGGAAUUCACCGCCAAGCCUAAGAGUACAGCCAAGCAGACGUCUUUUGGUAUUCCGAUUGACCCGCCGGGCCACCUCUCACCCCAAGGACCGCGUCACAACAACGACCAUGCGGAUAUACAAAAAAUCGAGGUGCUUCCAACUUGGCAAGAGGUCCAAUCGCUGAGACCGGAGUACCUUCCUGUGAAGGAUCCAUCCACGUGGCACAAGCCUGGAAUCCAAGGUCUUCUCGACAGAAACUUCCGGCUACUUCGAGAGGAUACUGUCGGUCAGCUUCGGGAUGUCAUUCAGGCCGAGCUGGCGCGCAUGCAAAACCCUGGCAACAGUGCGAUUGGCUACAACAAGAAUCAGCAAGGUGUUCGCACUUACACAUAUCACGGCACUGGUCUUCUGCUCUUCUGUUCGGUGGUCACCGAGGCGACGGCGGCGGCGGCGGCGAAGCCGAGUGCAACUUCCAAUGAUGCUGGCGACGAGGCGGUUAGGGCGAAAGAACGGAGUCUCCAUUCAGACAGCGAAACCGCAUAUCUGAGGCUGUGCUUGGUUGAGCAGAGUGACGAACACAUUGACAACCUUUUGCGUCGCUCGUGGAACUCCCGUCAAAUGUGCCUGGUCGAAUUCCCAGGUGUGCUCUUGCCGGCCUUCCAGCCCACACUCAAAGCUUUACAACAGAUGUCAUCCGGUGAUGUUCCAUUCUCCGAAUUCCUUGCACCAAGCCAAGAGGUAUCAGGUGUUGUGCGCGUUCCGCCGCCCGCCUAUUCCAGACGCCCUAAUUUCAAUUUCAAUCUUCGCAGCAUCACCAAUGGAACUAGGACGAUUCAGCUCUCGCCCCAGGGAGAAUUCCGCACCAGUGAGCUGGUUGAAAACUCCUCACUCGAUGAUGCACAAGCAAAAGCAGUGGUAGACUCGCUCACGCAUAGUUUCGCACUCAUCCAAGGUCCACCCGGCACCGGAAAAAGCUAUACUGGCGUCGCUUUAAUCAAGGCUCUUCUCGAAAAUCGCAAGGCGGCAAACCUCGGUCCCAUCGUGUGCGUCUGCUAUACCAACCACGCACUCGACCAGCUUCUUGAGCAUUUGGUGGACGCGAACGUUCCUCAGAUUAUCAGAGUCGGAUCACGGUCGAAGUCUGAGGUAUUGCGGCCUCUCCUUCUUCGCGAGGUCUCUAAGAAAUUGGACAAAACCAAAGCUGAGAAGGCCGCUGCUUGGGAGCUCCGGACUGUGAUGGAGACAGACGAGAAGGAGAUCGAUGAUCUCAUUUCUGCCCUUGACAAUGCAGACUCGUGGAUGUUGAUCAAAAACUAUCUCCAGCAAUACUCCCCACACCAACAUGAUGAUAUCUUCGGCUCUACCUUUGAUGAAGACGGCUUCAUGUUGCCGGACAGGGACUCAAAGAGAGACCUUUCUCGUUGGCUUCGUGGGGGAUUUUCGCUCAACUCAAACCAGCCAGAGCGUACCAUCUCUGCCCUCCAAUCUGCUCCAGUCUUGUCUUUGUCACGUAGUGAAAGACAAAAGCUCCAUCGCUACUGGGUCAAUCAGUCGCGCGAUAGCGCACGUCGCAAUCUGGUGCACGCCUUGCGCGAAUACAACAAUCGAAGAACCAAGUACCAGCGCAACCACUUGGAAAUGGAUCUUCGCUGUCUUCAAGAGGCACACAUCAUCGGUAUUACCACGAGCGGCCUUGCACGUAACCUUGAAAUCCUUCGUCGUGUUAGGGCAAAGGUCAUGAUCUGCGAAGAGGCUGGUGAAGUUCUGGAAUCGCACACACUCACUGCGAUGCUUCCUUCGGUCGAACAUGCAAUCCUAAUUGGAGACCAUGAGCAGCUGCGACCUCAAAUUCAGCGCUACGACCUGGGAAGAGAGCACCCUCGUGGCGAGCAGUACUCGCUGGACGUAUCCCUCUUCGAAAGGCUGGUACACCCGAACGAUGACACGGCAAUCCAUUUACCUUACAUCACCCUCGAGACACAGCGCAGAAUGCACCCGAUGAUCUCUCGGCUUGUUCGCGAGACCAUCUACCCAAAUCUCCAGGAUGCACAGUCAACAGCCAAUUACCCAUUGGUUCCGGGCAUGAAGGAUCGACUGUUCUGGUUUGACCAUCGCGAGUACGAAGCUGAUGCGGACCAGUCUCAGUCGACAAGCCGUAGCAAUGACUUCGAAGUUUCCAUGACGUUGGGCCUUGUAUCACACUUGAUGAAGCAAGGUGUCUACCGUGCUGAAGACAUUGCUGUGCUAACUCCUUAUCUGGGGCAGCUUCACAAACUACGUACCAGGCUCGGUCAGAUGUGGGAGCUUAUCAUCAACGACAGGGAUCUUGACGAUCUUGAGAAAGCAGGAAUCUCGAAUGAACAAGUUAGCAAGACAUCCGCUCUUAAUGCGCUGAAAGUUGCAACGAUCGACAACUUCCAAGGCGAGGAGGCAAAAGUUGUCGUCAUUUCCCUUGUCCGCUCCAACAAGAUGAACAACUGCGGUUUCUUGAAGACAUCAAACAGGAUAAAUGUGCUUCUAUCACGCGCACAGCAUGGCAUGUUCAUCAUUGGAAAUUCAGAGACUGCAGGAAGCGUCCAAAUGUGGGCGGAUGUUCUCGACAUCUUGCGUACCAGCAGGCAAAUUGGCAAUGCCUUCGAGCUUCAAUGUCCCCGUCAUCCGGAUAAGCUAAUCAAAGCUGCAAAGCCGGACGACUUCACUCAGUUCUCUCCUGAAGGAGGGUGCAACCUCAAGUUCUGCCAAAUUUGCGCUGCCGAUAGCGUCAAGGACCAACAAGUCGACUUCAUCGAGAUGCUUACUUACAGAGAAGUGGACCUUGAUGAGGAUCCCUGCCUUUUCCCUCCAUGCGGUCACGUCAUGACAAUGGCCAACAUGGACGGUCACAUGGACAUGUCCAAGCACUACCUCACGGCACCGGAUGGGAGUAUCGCCAGAUACGGACGUAUCAUCCGCCGUGCACUGUUGGACGAGUCAACCAAGAAGUUCAUCCUCUGGUCCCAGAACGAUUAUCACCGACUCCAGACGCGGUUCCAGGACGCACACUCAGAGCUCACCAGUACAGCCGAUGCAGUCUUUGUCCGCGUAGCCUUCCAGAUGGGGCUCAAGAUAGCAACAGGUGGACCCUCAGUCCAUUUCAAGUCUAUGAAAGCAGCAGCCAACACGCUGUCGCUCGAAGGCCGUUACAGAACCAUUUUCUCCCUCCGCAGCCAGAUCCACACGCACGUCAAUCGGGUUCAGCACGAAGAGCAGCCCUUCCGCAAGGUCCACGACUUCUGCCAAGACGCCCGGCGCAGGCGCGAGGUGCAAGGCUCCUUCACCUUCUCCGAAGAAGUCCUGCAAACGCGCGCCCACCUCCUCGCCUCCUCGCUCCUCAUCCGCUGCGACCUCGCCAUCCUCUCCGACCUCGUAGCCAUCUGGCGUGACAAGCUGCCCGCCCACCUACGUGAGGACAGCGCCAUCGACCUCUCCGGCAACCGCCUUCGCUGCCUCGAACUCCUCCAAGAAGCAGACGCCACGGACAGCCCCGCGCAGAAAGUCGAAGCCCUCCUCUUCUACGCGCAGCACAACGCCAUCGAGCGCCUCUUCGCCGCUACUCCGCCCAAGCAAGAACAACUCCGCGAAGAAGCCCUCGCCCACGUCGCGACCGCGCGCAAGAUCUGCGCCGCGCACCCGGGCACAACCGGCGGCCUGCUGGACGAGGUCGACGCGGUGGGCAAGAUGCUGCGCGGAGACACGUUCUUCAGCGUCGUCACGUCCGAAGAACGUCGCGCGGUGUUGGCGGCCAUGGCGACGGAGUUCCGUGGCACGGGGCACUGGUAUUACUGCCAGAAUGGCCAUCCGUUUACCGUUGGCGAGUGCGGGAUGCCGAUGCAGUUGGCGAGGUGCCCGCAGUGCGGCGCCGCGGCUGGUGGGGCGAAUCAUCAGCCUGCGGAGGGAGUGAGCAGGGCGGAGGAUUUGGAGAGGGAGUUGAGGGAUCUGCAUUUGUGA